GACUAACAUGUCAGCGCCCAUGUAUUUUACUGCUGGGAUUUGAGGCGAGAAAAGACUGUGCUAUGUCUGGAUUUAUUGCUGUUCAUCUAGGUGCAGGAUAUCAUUCCCCUGAGAGGAAAUGUGAAUACAAUGAUACUGUGAAUAAAGCAUGCCAACAGGCAAUAUCUCUGCUUAAAGAUGGUGCAAGUGCAGUGGAUGCAGUUUCUGUAGCAGUAUCAACACUUGAGGAUAGUCCCUGCACAAAUGCUGGCCUUGGAUCCAACCUGACUAUAGAGGGUAGUAUUGAGUGUGAUGCUGGAAUCAUGGAUGGAGACUCUCUGCAUUUUGGAGCUGUUGGUGCAUUAGGAGGAAUACGGAACCCAGUUAAAGUAGCCAAAGCUUUAUUGUGUGAACAGCGCAAAGGACUGAUGUCUUAUGGUCGAAUUCCACCAUGUGUAAUGGUUGGGAAUGGUGCCCUCCAGUGGGCUCGAGAUCAUGGUUUCAAGGAGGUCAACACAAGUGCCCUAAUCACACCAAAGGCUCUUUCUUCCUAUCGGAAACACAAGAGGGCGCUGUCAGAGUGUAGCACCUUGCCAUUAGAUCAGCAAGAAACAUCUCCAAAGAGAGUGAAGGGAGAUAGGACCCAAAUGACAGAGAGGGAUACCAUGCUAGACACAGUAGGUGCAGUAUGUGUGGACAGCAGAGGUCAAAUUGCCAGUGCCGUGUCCAGUGGGGGUAUAGCCCUUAAACACCCAGGGAGAGUAGGACAUGCAAUGUUUAUUGGUUGUGGAUGCUGGGCACAGUCCCACACACAGACAUCUUCGUCAGCGAGUGUUGGAUGCAGUACAUCAGGAAGCGGAGAGCAGCUUCUAAGGUGCAAUCUAGCCCGAACGUGUUGUGAGGGCCUCCUUCACAGUGAAGAUCCUACCUCAUCACUCGGCAGCACUUUUCAGGGUCAAUAUUUAAAAUCACCUCUCUUGCCUGAUGAUGCAGCAAGGCUUGGUGGAGCUAUUGCAGUCAGAUACAACCAUACAGACAGAGCUGCAGAGAUUCUCUGGACACACUCCACAGAUAGUCUCUGUCUGGGCUACAUGGACACCACACAGAUCAAAGCAAAGAUGGUGAUAUCAAGAUUACCUACAGGAGCCAAAGCAGGAUCCACCUAUACCCUAGGUGGAGCCACAGUUCACCUGCCUUUGAGUGAAGAACCACCUUGAUGAUGGCUAAACUACCUCCAUUAACUAAGGCUGUCAUACUCAUAAUCAUCUUGGAAUGGGUACUGUAAAGGUUAGGGACAGGUCAUGAGCCUGAGAAGGAGCCUCAGGUACCUGACAAGGAGCUUCUUGAUGGACAGACUCCAUGCUGUUUUCAUCACCUUAAGUUUGCAGGAGCAAUAACAAAUGAAAACCAACUCUUGUGAUAGAGCCAUAUGUUGCCCAAUGUGAGCCAGCUGGAGCACAAGCAGGAGCCCUUAGAAGCACAAGAGGACCCUGUCAAUGGUGAUUCUCCAUGCCAAUGCUCUUGUAUUCCUUCAAUUUUGAUGAUACUCCUGUUGUGGUGGUGUGUCAACAUUGCUCCUGCAGGAGCAAAGGUGUUCUCCACAGGGAGCCAUCUAAUCAAGUUGAACUAUAGUAAGUUAAUGGCAGAGAAUGCUUAAUGAAGGAUGUGUUCACAGUUAUUUAUCAAAGUAUAUGUCAGCUGAAGCAGCUUGAGUCACUGUAAAGACCAACUUUUGAUUAAAUACAUGCUUGAAAUUAAUCUCACCUCCAAUCAUAAUAUACAGUAUAAAAGAAAACACAAAAUUUCUGAAUCAUCUAUUUUUAUAGAAAUUUAUUUCAUCUUUUUUUUACAUUAACAAUCAAAUUCAAUUACAAUCAUAGGCAAUGAAUUGAAAUUUGAAUCAUUUGGCAAAGACAUAAUGAAUUUCAUCAGUAUCUGAUGAAAUGAUGAGAUAGUACAUCCAAAUUUUCAACUUUAUUGCUGAUAGUAAAACCUGCUUGAUUGAUAUGUUUAAUAAACUCAGAUUGACAACACACAGCACCAUCUUGUUGAGCUCAUUUUGUGUUACAUCAUGGAGAGGAAUAGACAACAUUUAUCAGGUUAGUCUUUACAACAUACCCUAAAACAAAUAAAGAUGUUCUUUAAAUCAGAGAGAGGGCUGUUUCGUAAAAAUAAUCAAUAAAGUUAUGUAAAACUUUAUGAACACCCAGACCCCAUCAAACAAAGAGUUAUGAUAGAAUAUCAGUUGUGAUUUUAUAUGGUAAUGGUAUAUGGCAAUUCAAGUGUGCUUCUGAAUCAGUUUCAAUCACAUUAGUUAAAGUAAAAUCUGCUGAUGCUUUUCAGACUAACUUGCCUUGUUACUACGAUGUAUACUAUUUAUUUUUCACAAUUUGAAUUUAAG
Lytechinus variegatus (green sea urchin) is the source of this 2380-nucleotide messenger RNA. RefSeq names its product threonine aspartase 1-like (gene tasp1). The transcript is spliced from 10 exons. Bases 63 to 1196 code for a protein of 377 amino acids. Gene Ontology annotation, biological process: protein maturation. Gene Ontology annotation, molecular function: threonine-type endopeptidase activity. The record is from RefSeq and is a predicted model, not a curated record. Lineage: Eukaryota; Metazoa; Echinodermata; Echinoidea; Temnopleuroida; Toxopneustidae.